This is a messenger RNA of Otolemur garnettii (small-eared galago), 841 nucleotides long. It is a transcript of the gene CDCA4, whose product is annotated as cell division cycle associated 4. NCBI's taxonomy places the organism in Eukaryota, Metazoa, Chordata, Mammalia, Primates, Galagidae. Gene Ontology annotation, molecular function: transcription regulator activity. The record is from RefSeq and is a predicted model, not a curated record. The coding region runs from base 45 to 773 and encodes 242 amino acids. Gene Ontology annotation, cellular component: nucleus. The transcript has 2 exons.
CAGACCGGGCCGAACGGGCUGGCGGGCUCGUGGCGCAGGACACCAUGUUUGCACGAGGAUUAAAGAGGAAGUGUGCUGAUCAUGAGGAAGACCUGGGGGCAGCCCUGGCUGGCUUUAAGGCCGUUCCCUCCUAUAGCCUUCAGCGGCAGUCGCUCCUAGACAUGUCCCUGGUGAAGCUGCAGCUCUGCCACAUGCUGGUGGAGCCCAACCUCUGCCGCUCAGUCCUCAUAGCCAAUACAGUCCGGCAGAUCCAAGAGGAGAUGACCCAGGAUGGGACGUGGCGUGUGGCUGCACCCCAGAGCACAGGUCAGGCUCCCCUCGACCGCCUAGUCUCCACAGACAUCCUGUGCCGCACAGCACGGGAGCAACUAGGGGUGCGCCCUGCUCCUGGUGUGGGAGAUGGCCACGUGCUAAGCCCUGCUUCUGAACUUUCUGCAGUCCCUCCCGCCCAGGUGCCAAGGAACCUUCAGGACAGCGUCUGGGAAAUGGACAGCCCUCGGGAAAAUAGAGGAAGCUUUCAGAAGUCACUAGAUCAGAUCUUUGAAACACUGGAGACCAGAAGCCCUGGCUCCACAGAAGAGCUGUUUUCAGACAUGGACAGUUCCUACUGUGACUUGGACACGGUGCUCACGGGGAUGGUGAGCAGUGCCAAGCCAGGACCCUGUGAUGGGCUCCAAGGCUUGGCCCCAGCAGCCACCUCACCCCUACCCUCUAGCUGCAAGUCUGACCUGGGCGAGCUGGACCACGUGGUGGAGAUCCUGGUGGAGACCUGAGGCAGAGACUACAGCUGCCCCACAGUGCUCGUAAUCAGUCUGCAACCUGAGGAUGCCGAGCACUCGAC